Messenger RNA from Purpureocillium lilacinum, 993 nucleotides. Lineage: Eukaryota; Fungi; Ascomycota; Sordariomycetes; Hypocreales; Ophiocordycipitaceae. The record is from RefSeq and is a predicted model, not a curated record.
AUGGCGUCCCAUCAGCCCCAGCACGAGGGUGGCCCGAACCAUGACCGCGACGCCAACGCCCCCGAGGUGAUGCAGCUCUCGUCGCCCGCGACCAAUGUCCCCAGCCUGGAGAGAGAAUGGCAGUCGCAGUACCAGCAGACGCGCGCGGCCGAACACCCCCCGCUGCCGACCGGCGACACGGCCAAGGAAGCCGUCAUCAACACCGACGACAAGUACGUUGUGCCGAUGGAGGUCAAGGCCGAGUACCCGGAGACUGCGACGGCGACGGCGACAAGCCCGCAAAUGUCGGUGCCGUGGACGCCCGACUCGGAGCACAUGCAACACGUCAACUCGGACGUGAUCUCGCCCAACACGCCGCACGAGGCCCGGGGCGUGGCGCCGGACCCGCCGCCUCCUGGCUCGGACGCUGAGAAGGAGGAGCCCAAGGCGAAGGGCAAGAUUCUGGGAAUGAGUCGCAAGGCAUUCCUGAUUCUGAUCGUGGUGCUCAUCAUCAUUAUUGCUGCGGCCGUGGGAGGCGGUGUCGGCGGCGCGGUAGCAUCCUCUAACAAGUCCAAGUCGGACGCCGCCACGACAUCCAGCUCAUCAUCAGCGGUGCCGUCCUCAACCCCUACACCAUCCACGACUUCAUCAUCAGCAACCGCCACGAGCACCUCCGAGCCCCUGCCCACCCUGUUGACCAACCAAACUUGGCCAGCCGGCCCAAUCCACGCCUUCCAAGGAUUCUCAAGAAACAACUACACCGGCCAGCCGACCAAGGUCGUCACCACCGAGGGGGGCACCGACUUUUCCUUUGACAUCCACAGCUACAUCUGGAUCCCCAACAUCAACAACUGCUGCGUCAACUUUUGCGCCAACAGCACCAAGCAGGGGUACAUCGGGUACAGGUGCCCGGCGACGAACCAAACCGAUGCGUCGGAGUCCGUGGCGCGGGUGUUUAUAUGGUGCCAGGACAGUCGCUCGGACAAGAUUGCCAAGGACAAGGGGUCCUUGUGA